AUGCUUCAUGACAUUUUGUGUGACAAAGCCAACGGUCCUGAUUACAUCUACAAGUUCUCCAUCACUAUUACUAACAAAUGGCCCUUGUUGUUUUUUACACGCAACCUUGAUCCCUUCACAGUUGUUUUAGCAGCACGUAUCUUUUCUCGUCUUUGUGUUACUCAAGGUCCUUCUUAUGUACAGAAAUUCCGUGUCUCUUCAGAAGGUUUUAUUGUCUUGAAGACGUUAUGGCCACACCAUUGGAAUUUAUCCCAGUUGCAAGAGACUGCCAUCUUGACAAUGAUGGGUAUAGAUAUUGCAGAUUAUCCUCUUUAUGAUAACUUCCAUAUCAAUCAUUUGCGUAAAUGUUUGAAUGACAACAAAGACCUUACCAAGGCUGCUGUUCCUGAUAUGGUGCCUAUUCUUGUUGCUAUGUGGGAUGAAGCACGUAAGGCUAUCGAGACACCCGUCAACAAGUUCACACAGACACCUACUCUCGUUCGUCCCUCGACCCGUGCACGAAGUAACAGUGUGAAUGUCAAGCCCUCCAAAGACAGGUCCAAAAGAGAAAUGACAGCUGCCACACGCAACCAAAUAUCACGAACUUUUGAUGAUUUUAUCCAACUGUUCAAUGAAAUGUACGAGCACAGGCCUUUGUUUAAAGAAGCCUGUAACAAGCAAGAUGUGGUUGAUUGUGUAAUUCAAAUCUUGUUCUCCUCUGUGUGUUAUACGCACCAUAUGACAGCCGAUGAUGAACUGAAUUCAAAAGAUGUAGUGUUGAACAACUUUGAUUUGGAUUAUUUGCACUCGCCUUCGUCUUCAGCCGCUGCAUCGCCUGUAGACACUUCACCUUUUAUUGAUCGUUUUGGCAGAGUACUGGAUGAUGAUGCAGUGUCGGUGGAUAGUCUGACGACGGCAAGCAGUAUUAUUAAGCGGGGCGGUACUUCGGCACUGAUGACAAAGACGUCGCCUCAUGUAUCAAAACGUAGCCAAGGUUUAAUCACUCGUUUAAGAUCUGCUUCAUGGAGCCAGUCGACAGGAUCGUCUUCACACAUUAAAUUACUGCAAAAUUCAAUGAUGGAUUCCUUAUUGAACUUUGUCAUUAAUAUCUGUAUUCGAUCUAUUAUUGAUCCUCAAAACAAAAAUCUGAAUAGUCUUGCGGCUGUCUUUGCGGGAUUUCCUCCAAGCACACAUGAUCAACAAUUACAGUUUGAAAGCUAUCUAUUAACCCAUAUUUCUCAAAGCUUAAAGAGCAGUUUCCAAUUGGAUAUGGAGCUUAUUUAUGAUCAACGUAUCUUGAUCAACAUGGGUAAAUUUGCACAAAUAGCAGCAGACGCAGUGAUACAAGGCCGAUUUAAAGAGGGUGGCGCAGAACAAACAUACGAUCUCUUGGCUACUUUGUUAGAGUUAUUGCACUCAGAUGAGGUAGUCAAUCGAUAUACGGCAAGUGACGCUUCUGUAAUUACAUUGUACCGUGCCUUUAAUCGCAUGAUCUUGGUCAAAAUUUCUGAUUUAGAGCAAGGUGACCAAGAUGCUUCAAAGACAGUUGCUUUUCUUGACUAUUGUAUCCAUCAUCAAAAGAUUAUUUUGAGCCCCAAGAAUGCAGACAUGGAGUUUUUGAGAUGCUUUUGUUACCAUUUGUAUAGAUAUUUAUUGGUCAAUGACGAAAGAAUCAGAGAUGCAGCUGCAAAUAUGUGGAAAUUAUUGAUUUUGCAAAAGCCUAAUAACGUAGAGACUAUUUUCAAUAUUCGAGUGAAAGGCAUUGAAUCUGAAGACUUGAUUGAUGGAUUUAGGCAGAUAUUAGAAAUGGAACUUGAAUCAUUUUAUAGAUGGCUUGAUUCCCGUAAGGUCGAGCUUAACAUUCUGUUUAAUGAGCAUAUCAGCAAAGCAUGGGAAGUAACGAUCGCUCAAGAACACAAAUACAGCAAAGAGACUUUCAAAAACUACAUUACCAGGCGUAUCAACAAGCUCAAGAGGAUACAAAAACGUGAUGCUUACGAGCAAGAAAUCAUUGCAGAAUACAAUAGCAAGACACUCUUGUGGUCACAAAGCAUUUAUGAUAUUGAGAUGAGCCGAUUUACAAAAGCGCUUCAAGAUUCGGAUGGACAUGAGAACUUUAUUCAGAGUGAAUGGGCACGUUUAUCUGCAGAUUUGCUACGUGAAAGAGCCAUAUGGGGUCCUGAAAAAGCAACUGAUCUGAAAUGGCGAUUGGAUUAUACAGAGGGUCCUAAUCGUAUGCGAAAACGAUUACAAUCUAUUCCACACACAGAAUAUGUUGCUUAUAGGCCCAAGCAGACACCUGCUCCCAGCACAAAACAAAAGCCGACUACAAGCACUGCGAACAAACGGCUUUCUAUUGCAAGAACAGACGAAGACAUUGACAAAGAACUCACACAAGAUCCUAUCGAAAAGGAACAAUCUUUGGAUAACGACUCUUCAUCUAAUGAAAGUAUUGGCCGAGAAAAUGAACAGGAAGAUGAUGCACAGAUUUCUUAUGAAGAAGACAAGAAUCGCAAAGUACUUCGUUUGCUAGAUCAAGGUGAUAUGGUGCUUGAUGUUUACAAUGUGAGCCAAAUUGCUGGACUUGAUGCCUGCGAAGGCUUACUCUUGCUCUGCAAGAACAAUAUCUAUUUAAUCGACAAUUUCUUUCAGCUUAGUGAUGGCGAAGUGGUUGAAAUUUGGGAUGUACCUAAAGAAGAACGAGAUCAGUACUUGCUUCUCGUAGCUCAAGCUGCAGGCAUGGAAACCGAACCCUUUGUGAGCCCUUCAGGUGACUUGCAUACUUGUAGAAAAUGGGCCACUGCUGAUUUACGUGAUGUGUUUAAGCGUCGAUUUUUGUUCAGAGAUGUCGCCUUGGAAAUGUUUUUCAAUGAUGGUCAAAAUGCCUUGAUCACGGUGUCUCUUUCAGAACGAGAUGAACUUUACUCAAAGCUUGUGAGUCGGGUGCCUGUACAUGAAGAAUCGGGAGGCACUAUUUUUGGACGCGAAAAAGAGGGCUACACAACUUCUGGCCUCAGCAAUACGUUUCGAUUAUCGAGUUUGUUUGGUACCUCUACCUUACAGGAUUUGACACAGCGCUGGGAACGCAGAGAAAUCAGUAAUUUCCAAUAUCUCAUGUACCUAAAUGCUAUUGCUGGACGAUCCUAUAAUGACCUAACUCAAUACCCAGUAUUUCCUUGGAUUUUGGCAGACUAUCGCAGUGAAGAGUUGGAUUUGGAAAACCCGCAAACGUUUAGAGACCUUACUCGACCUAUGGGUGCCCAAACAGCUGAAAGAAGAAAAGAAUUUUCGGAUCGUUAUCGACAAUGGGGAGAAACUGAUGAUCCUACGCCUGCAUUCCACUAUGGUACACAUUACUCAUCUGCUAUGAUUGUCUGUUCUUUCCUGAUCCGUCUUGAACCCUUCACUCAGCACUAUCUCAAAUUACAAGGUGGUACAUUUGAUCAUGCAGAUAGACUGUUUGAUUCUAUUGGCAAGGCUUGGGACUCUGCUUCAGAAAAGAACAUGGGCGAUGUAAGAGAACUGAUUCCGGAAUUCUUUUACUUGCCAGAGUUUUUGAACAAUGUGAACAAGUUUAAUUUUGGUGUGAAACAAGGCACUGGAGAAGCAAUCGAUUCUAUUGUUUUACCUCCUUGGGCGCAUGGUGAUCCCAAAAUUUUUAUUCAGCGCCAUCGUGAGGCACUUGAAAGUGAUUUUGUUAGCACUCAUUUACAUCAUUGGAUUGACCUGAUUUUUGGUUACAAACAACAAGGUCCACAGGCUAUUGAAGCGUUGAACGUCUUUCAUCAUGUGUCUUAUGAAGGCGCAGUUGAUUUGGACUCUAUUACUGAUAUUGUUGAAAAGACAGCUACAAUUGGUAUUAUCAACAAUUUUGGUCAAACACCUCGUCAAUUAUUUAGAAAACCUCAUCCUUCCCGAUCUCCUGCAGUAACAGACCUAAUGAGUUUGGGCUAUUAUCAGUUCCAGAAUCAUUUGGAUAAACUAAUGCAAUCUCUGUUGCCUUUGCGUGACGGAUUCAAAUACAUUGAAUGGGGCUUUAGCGACAACAGUUUGAGAGUAUAUUCAACAGAUACAGGAAAAGUAAGAACAGGGUAG
Messenger RNA from Gilbertella persicaria, 4074 nucleotides. RefSeq lists its product as uncharacterized. Bases 1 to 4074 code for a protein of 1357 amino acids. NCBI's taxonomy places the organism in Eukaryota, Fungi, Mucoromycota, Mucoromycetes, Mucorales, Choanephoraceae. The record is from RefSeq and is a predicted model, not a curated record. The transcript is spliced from 7 exons.